AAAUGACACUGUUUGUAGAGAUAAGUUUAAAAUAGGAGAUAAGAUAAAAGAUUGGAUAGAGGAUCUACUGGAGAUAGCCUAAUCGAAUAAGCACUAAGAGUUGCAAAAAAAAUGCGCUCUAAUAUGCAUUGUUUAAAAGGCGUCGCCUAGGCGUCCAGACAACAAUUUUGGGUAGGCGUCGGCGCCGCCCAGGUGCCAUUGACUAUGGCGUCCGCCUAGGCGCGGUAGGCGUCGCGGCGACGCCUUUCUCCCUCUGGGCGACGCCUUAGACUAGGGUUUGCAGUGGGCUAGGGUUUGCACUGGGCCUUAGGCGCGUUUUGUUUUGGGCUUUCACUGUGCGCGCGAUCUCUCCGCUGCGGAAAUUUCAGCGCCGCGCCCGUGGGCAAAUCUCCCUACGCGGCGGCAAAUCUCCCUGCGCUCUCUCUCUCCCUGCGCGCGCUCUCCCUCUCCCUGCGCGCGCUCGCAGCUGCUGCUCUGGGUGCGCGGCAAAUCUCCCUGCGCUCUCCCUCUCCCUGUGCGCGCUCUCCCUCUCCCUGCGCGCUUUGUUCUUCUAUGAGUGCGGUGUACCUUUCAAUGCCGCAGCAGCUAGGCAGUUUCAGAUUGCAAUUGAGGCCACAGCACAGUUUGGUUCAGGGUAUAAGCCUCCAACACCUUACCAACUAGGCGAGCCAUUGCUACAAGAGGCUGUGAAGACAACAAAUACAAUGAGGGAGGAACAUGAGCGUGCAUGGAAACACUAUGGUUGCACACUCAUGUCUGAUGGAUGGUCUGAUAGGAGGGGACGCCAUCUCAUUAACUUCUUAGUGAACAGCCCAGAGGGCACUUAUUUUUUAGAGUCCGUUGAUGCAUCUAGUGAAGUACAUGAUGCAUACAUGCUUGCUGAUUUGCUUGAGAAAAAAGUUGAUGAGAUUGGGAGAGACAAGGUUGUACAAGUUGUUACUGAUAAUGGUGCCAAUUACAAAGUUGCAGGCAAGCUUCUAAUGGAGAGGAUUCCUACUUUAUUUUGGAGUCCAUGUGCUGCACAUUGCUUGGACCUAAUGUUGGAGGACAUAGGAAACUUGAAGGAAUUCAAGAAACCAAUUGCACGUGCAAGGCGUGUGACAACUUUCAUAUACCGACACGGGAGAAUUCUUGCUGCCAUGAGAGAGAAAACUGGUGGGGCUGAUCUUGUGAGGCCUGCAACCACUCGUUUUGCUACUUCCUUUCUCACAUUGAAGAGCUUGUACAAGCACAAGGAUGCUUUGAAGGCUUUAUUUGCAAGCACAGCUUGGACUGAUAACAGAUUGUCAAAGACUAGUGCUGGAUUGGAUGUGUAUAACAUUGUCUUCUCCACACAGUUUUGGAAUUCAGUAGAAGAUUGCCUUAGAGCUUCAGGGCCACUACUUAUUGUACUUAGGGUGGUAGAUGGAGAUGAGAGGCCAGCUAUGCCAGAGGUCCAAGCAUUGAUGAAAUGUGCAAAUGAAAAGAUCAAUCAAAGCUUUGCUGUCCAAAGCAAGAAGACUUUACUCAAGAAAAUCAUAACUAUAAUUGAACGGCGUUGGGAGAAACAAAUGGAUCACCCAUUGUAUGGGGCUGCAAUGUAUUUGAACCCAGGAAAGUUGCAUCCUCUCAUAAGAAAUGAUGAUGAUGCUACUGUUGGUCAGCUAAGAGGUUGCUUUCUUGAUGUGCUUGCAAGAAUGGUAGAUGAUGAGGAAACUAGAGACAAGAUCAAUUCUCAAGCAAUGGAUUACGAGUUUCUUAGAGGAGCAGCUUUUUCAAAUAAGAUGGCCAAAGAUAACCUACAAACUAUGACCCCACUUGAGUGGUGGCGUUCGUAUGGUGGUCGUGCUAUUGAGUUACAGAGAUUUGCUAGACGUUUGGUGAGUCUUUGUGCGUCUUCAUCAGGUUGUGAACGCAAUUGGAGUACCUUUGAAUUUAUCCAUACAAAGAAAAGAAACCGAUUGUUGCAUAAGAGGUUGAAUUCUAUUAUCUUCAUUUCCUACAACAGAAAGAUGAAAGCUAGGUUCCAAAAACUAUGCCAGAAGAAGGGGAAAAACUUUGAUCCAUUGGUUCAUGAGGACUUCAACUGGGACAAUGAGUGGGCUGAUUCUUUGCAUGUAGUCCCUGAAGGUGGGCGUGGGUGUGAGUGUGACCUUACAUGGGACCUUGUGGAUAAUGCCAUUGGAGCAUCGCAAGCACUUCGUGGCCGAAACUUACCAAGAAGGGCCCAUAAUGUGUAUUCAAGAAGAAAUUCUGUUGCUGCACAAAACAUGUCAGAGGCUGAAGAGGAAGAUGAAGAUGAAGAUGAAGAUGUUCCACAUGACGAUGCAAAAAUCACAGAUUGUGAAGAUGAAUCUAAUGGUGGCAAUGAUGGUGAAGAAGGGGAGGCACCCAAUAUCCCAGGAGAGUUUGAUGAUGAUUUUUGAGCGACGGGAGACAGGGAGAGUAGCUAUUGCUAGAUUGCAUUAGCAAUUUAGCAUAUUUGCUGCAUUACUAACUGCAGCUAGUUACUAUUAAUUAUGCCAUUACAAACUAUCUAUGUGGCUAUUUCAGAUUUGGACAUUUGGUAUUGUGUUGUUUUAAAUUUUGUGACUUGCUGUUGUUCCUUUAGAAACUACUUUGUGGCUAUUUCAUAUCCAUUAUUAUGCUAUUGUGAAUUUGUGAUGAUUUCUAGUUUAUGAGUUGUAACAGCUGUUUGGUUGAUUGGUAUUUUGUAACAGCUGUUUGUAACAGCUACUAAGGCGUCGCCUAGGCGCCCGCCUAAGUCGCCUAGGCGGUCAGGCAGUGGCUGGGCGCCUAGUUCCGCCUAGCUGCCUUUUAAACCAUGCUAAUAUGUGAAGCGGCAUGUGCUGAUAUUGGGUCGAAAAAACCAAGCAGCGUCGGGGGCAGCACACAAGCUCCUAGAUUCCUGAUCACCGUUGGAUACAAGUGAACGACUGAUAUUGAGCGACUGCAGAGCAAGGUUUACAAAUUCGAUCGGUUUUGGCGGUAAACCGCUCGAUUUAUCGAAACCACCGAGUCGCUAUUUUAGUUAACCACCGUUUUUUUUCAUAAUUUACUGUAAAUUUAAAAUUUUUGAUUUUUUAAUAAAAACUGAAAAUCACUGGUAAACCGUCAUUUUUUUGCCUGGAAACCAAAUUUAAUGCUAAGAUUGAGUUCCAGUUUAGACGUAUUAGUCUUAUUUAUUGUUAUAUCUAUAUGUGAAGAUGUUAUAUGCGAUAUGUGAAGAUGAUUUACUAUUAGAUGAUAUUUUUUUGCCUACUUUAAGUGCUAGUUUAGUGUCAAGACACUGUUAGAUGAUAUAUGUGAAGAUGUUUUUUAUCAACUAUGUAUUGUUCUUGUAAGAGACAUGUCUGAUAUAGUUUGGGAGCAUGGAGAAGAUUGGCACAGGUUUCAAAUGCAAGUAUUGUAGAGAAACGAAGAGCGGAGAGGGUGGUGCUCGUUUGAAGAAGCUUCUCGCAUAUAGAAGUGCAAGUAUUCCAGAUGCAUGCACAUAUAACUGCAAGCAGACCGGUGUGUUAUUUUUGCUUCAUCCAUCAGAUAAGAAAGGAAAAAGGGUCAAAAUCACCCUUGAUCAUGUAUGGCUAUGGACACCCUGCACCGCCAUAUUCAAAUUUGUCACAUAUGUAUCCACCAGGACCACAUUAUAGGUAUGGACAAGUUCCCCCUGCACCAGUAUGCUUCGUCGAUAAGUAUUUAUUUUCCGUUCUUAUUUUCUUGCUAAUGUAUCCCAUAUCUUUUGUAUAGAACUAUCACUAUAAUAGAUUAGAACCAUAUCACGAUCCUUUCAACAUGUUUGAGUACUAUCACUAUGACUUGAGUUGAAUACGUGAGUAUUGUGAAACAUGUCAAUAUA
This is a messenger RNA of Zea mays, 3835 nucleotides long. RefSeq lists its product as uncharacterized. Gene Ontology annotation, molecular function: protein dimerization activity. Bases 705 to 2405 code for a protein of 566 amino acids. The transcript has 3 exons. The record is from RefSeq and is a predicted model, not a curated record. Lineage: Eukaryota; Viridiplantae; Streptophyta; Magnoliopsida; Poales; Poaceae.